Messenger RNA from Prorocentrum cordatum, 8862 nucleotides. The record is from the annotation of a GenBank genome assembly. NCBI's taxonomy places the organism in Eukaryota, Dinophyceae, Prorocentrales, Prorocentraceae.
AUGCCAGAGGACCCCGUGAACCUGUCGCGCGCAGAGUCGAACACGCAGACAUACCCGGCGGUCGUCGGCGUGCUCGUCAGGUUCAUGGGCAAGCAGGUGCAGGCGCUGCUGAAGGCGACGGCCAGGAAGACCACGUUUCGCACCGAGGGCGCCGUGCUGCUGCUGCGAGCCGUGCGCUCUGCGCGCCAGGCCGGGCACCAGCUGCCCAAGGCGGCCCAGAAGCUGUGGCAGCACAUCGAGGAGACGCUGCGCAGCGACGCCGCGGCGCACCGCCAGCUGCAGGGGGCCAUCACCCACUACUGCCGCAUGGCCGUGGAGCUCGCCCAAGGUGGCGCCCUGGGCUACACGGCGGAGCUCCGGGGCGACCUGCUCCGGCGGCUCCUCCGCGCUCUGCUGCAGCCGAGGCCCGUCGAGGCGCAGGCCGCCGCCCUCGACGCCGCUGCGCAGAUCCACCGCGGCGCCCUGGUGGACCUGAGCGGCGAAGUGCCACUGGUCUGCCAGGGCCUGGUCGACUUAGUGCAGGGCCUGGGCGACCGCAACCAGAACGCGGUGCCUUUGGUCGGCUGCCUCGCCGCGGUGGCCACGAGGAGUCCAUUCGCCUUCCGGGACUGGCUGCUCGGCGACGGCCGCGCGGAGUUGCUGGCCGGGCUGGCAUCUCGGCUGUGGUCCAUCAAGACCCUCGAGGGCUUGAGCCUGGUCCUGCGCCUGGCCCUCGGCUUCCAGGCUCCCGCCAGCGAGCUCAUCCCCAUGAUCGUGGAUUCCCUCGAGUCCCUUUGGCGGUCCGACGACCGCGGCAGCCCGCCGACAGUCGACGCGCGCCAGGGAGCGCCGCACAGCGACGCGGUCCGGAUGGCCGAUCUCUUGGCCUCCUUGCUGCUCCGCUCGGAGGGCUCCUCGCGGGCGGCCGCGCAGCGCCUCUGCGAGAAGCUCGAGCACCGCGUCGUGCCGUGGGCCCUGUGCGCAGUGCGGCUGUGCGAGGCCCACGCGGGCCCCGUGCAGCACGGCGGGCUCGGCGACGCGGAGCUGCUGCAGCUCGUGGCCGCUCUGGGCGCGCACCUGACGCGCGGCGCGCGGCCCGGAGCGGAUGCCCUCCCGGCGGUCUACCUGGCCCUGGCUGCAGCGCUGACGGCUCACGCGUGGGCGCGCCUGUGGCCUGCAGGGGUGGGGCUGCCCUCCGUCCCCGUGCCGCUGAGCUCCGUGUGCGGGGACGCGCUCGUGCUGUCGGCCGCCCCGGGCCUGGUCUCGCUGCCGCCUCUCGAGCCGGCCUCCGGCGCGGAGGGCGCGGAGUGGGCGCGCUGGCAGCAGGCGCUGGCCGAGCACGCGGCCGCCUCGCUGUCUGCCAGGCCGGCCCCGCGCGGGCUGCACCGGCUGCUCGGCGUGCUCCUGAUCGCCGCGCCGCGGAGCGCCGUCGAGGACGCGCGGUGCGCGCUGCUGCGGCAUGCCGCGCAGGCUCCUGCCGCGGUCGUGGGCCAGUCCGACGCCCCGGCGAGGUGCUGCCUGUGCGCAGCGGUCAGGCGGCAGCGGCCCGACCCGAAGGCGCAGUGCGAGCUGCUGAAGGGCGUCUCCGCCGAAGCCGUGGACGUCCGGGUGGCCUUUUUGGCGCUCUGCGCCGCGGACAGCCUGGAGACCCAGGAAGAGGACGACCUGUGCGCGGUGGACGUGGCAGAGGAAGCCCCAAGCUGCGUCGACGUGAGGGCAAGGUGGCGCGAGAGGCACGCGGCCGCACUGGGACAGCUCGAGGCCCAGAGGCUGGCCGCCGCCCUGGACGCUGGCCACUCGGAUGCGGGAGGGGCCCUCGUCGACGAGCUCCGCCUGCACGCAGCCACGCAAGCCGCCUCCUUCCGCGAGCCUGUGGGGACGAGCUCUUUGCGCAGCGCGGACCCGGAGGGAGCAGAUGCCAGGUUACUCUUGGCUCCUUUCGCGGAGACUUCGAAGUCUGCGGCCGUCUACGAGGCUGCUCUGAAGCUCCACUUCGAUGAGGCAGACGCUUUCCUGUCCGCCAGGCAGGAGAGCUUGGCCAAGGCGCUGCCUCUCGCGGCUCAGCUUCUGCCCACCAUGGGCGUGGCGCUGCGGUUGCCCCACGACGUGGCCGCGGCGCGCGAUGUCUUCUGCCCGACCCUGAUCUGCCUGCUGGACCUCGCCUGCCAGCUCCUUCGGGGCCACUCGCCCAGCUCGCAGAGGGCCGGCGCCUUCUUCGACGACCUGGCCGACCUCGUCUGGCUCGCGGCGGCCCUGGCUCGCCAGGGCGGGGGCGGUGGCGCCACGCUCUCUGGCCACGGGGUGUGGCCGAAAUGCCUGGUGCUGGCGGAGGCCAUCCGCCAGGCCUGGCUCGGCGCCGGCUCGCGGGGCGGCGGUGCUCCGCGCUCGCGCACCGAGCAGCCGGACCUCUUCGACGGCGGGGACGGGCGGGAGCGCCGCAGGGAGUCCGGCGCCAGGCAGGCGGGUACGGACCUCCAGCGCUCGUCUGGCCUUCGGCUGCUCUUGGCUCUGGCGUGCGCCGAGGCCGCCCAGGACGCCAAGGGCGGGCCCCGCGGCGAGGGCUGCGAGGGCGGCUGCCCCCAGCAGGUGCUGCGAGGGCUGUUGCUGGACUGCGCCAGGGCCGAGCCGGCCGCGGCCGUGCAGGCCUUGGGCCUGGCGGCGUGGGAGCUGGCGGGCUGCGCGGCAGGGCCAGCUGGCUGCCCCGCGCACUUGCUGGCCGCCGUCGCCGAGUGCUGGUGCGCGGUGGACGAGCCGAUGCUGGGCCAUCAGCUCGACGAGAUGCUGCUGAGCGCACUCCGGCUCGUGACCGCUGCCACGCGGAUCAGCCGCGAGGCGUUGCAGGCGGUGAGCCGCCACUUAUGGGUGGGCGGUAGGACGGCCGUGGCGAGGCUGACCGCGUUGUCUCGCCGACUCUGCGGCGGAGACAUUGCACUUGUGAGUCCGCAGGGGAAGCAGACCUUUGCGGCAUUGUUGACGAACUGCAUCAGGGAGCUGAAAGGCGUCCCGGAGUUCAACGCUACGGUGGAGUUUCUUGCGGAGUGUUGCAUGUCUACGAUCCCCGAUCUGAUAUUGACAGAUGGCAGCUGCGAGGUGCGCUUCAGCGUCGGCUCAAUGUUCACCAGGGCCCUCUUCGAUUUCUUCAAUGUCAACGACGAGGUCUUCAACGAAUUCGCCCAGUCGCUGACAUCUCUGGAGGAUGGUGGAGAAGCUUCAGACGCGCACCCCACGUCGUCAGCGCUGGCCACGGUGCGCGUGAUGGUCGAGGUGGCGUGCCAGGACGGCUACAUGGCCCGAAUCUUGCCUCGCCUCUGUGCCCUGGCCCCCGGCCUGCGGCCCACCGUGCGCCUGGCGCUGCGUUCCCUGGACGAGCCCCUGGGGCCCGCCGAGGGGGGCUGCUCGUGGACCGCGCUCGCCUUCCGCACUGGCAUCUUCGCCGCGCAGCUGCGGCGCGGGCACCAGCUGACCGAGCUGCGGCUGGAGGAGUUCCUGCUGGCACUGCCGUCCGCGGGCCCGCGAGCGGGCGUCGGCCGACACUUCGCCGCCGCCGUCGCGGCGCUGGCGCUGUGCGAGGAGACCGGGCAGCUGCCGCAGCUGGCCGAGGCAGUCGGCGCGCGGGCCGACUCUCAAGAGUUCCACGCGCAGGUGUUCGUGCCACUGGCGGGGACGCUGCUCCCGCUGCAGCGGAGCCUGCAGCCGCUGCGCAGGCUCUUCUCCGAGGAGUGGCUCAUGAGCUGCUGCUCCACGUGGGCCGCCAGCGUCUUCGCGUUCGCGCUGCAGCUGCCCUUCUUGACCCUGGGCCUCGGCUGCGAGGUGGACGCCCGGAGGGUGGCGACCGCUCUCGCGGAGCUGCAUCCGGCUCUGCCCUGGGCGCGGCUCCGCGAGUUCGUGAACCAGCACUUCCGCCUGCUCUGCGCGCAGCUCGACCGCAUCAUGCGGGCGUGGUCGCGCUGGGCGCCCGCGACGGCAGUGGAUAUGCUUAGGACCUUCGCCGGCUGGUUGGCCCCCCUGAGCGGCAGCCGGCUGCGGCUGUUCUUGCCGCUGCUGCGACGGCAAGCGGAUCGGUUGCCGCCGACGCAGUCGAAGGCGAUCGCUGAGCUCGCUGUCGUGGUGGAGACUGUGGUGAGCGCGAGCGGCAAGGAUGCGCUGGUUCAUCUGGCAGCUCACCAGGACGAGUCGCUCGGAGAGGCCGUGCGGGCCGUCGAGCGAAAGUGGUCCAUGCCAUCGCUCGCCUGUGGGCCCGCCGCCAACUGCCCAGCUCUCAGCGCAUUGCGGGCGGCAAUGCGACGCCUGCGCCGCGCCCCGGAGGUCGCCGAUGCACGCCCAGGAGACUGGCUGUUUCUGCAGGUGGAGUCUAUACUGCCCGGGCUGAGCCCCGCAGCGCAGGAGGUGCUCGCGGAGGCCCGCGGCCUGAGCGAGGCGAUGGACGGCAGCGGGCGCCCAGUAAAAAGACGGCGCCUGGGCCGCGGCGACAGCACUUGCGCUGCGGCGGCGGCAGUGUUGCACCCGGGGCGCCUCGCCUGGGGUGCGCCGCCAGACCUCGACCUUGGGGCCGUGGCACGCUGCGCUGUGGCCGGUGCGGGGGCUGAUCCUGCAGCUGGCGCGGCAGCCGCGAAGGCCGGCGCGGGGCUGGCGCGGGUCUUGCACUGCGCGCUGCGACCGCAGAUGGCCGAGCAGAUGGCGCGCGACGGGGAGCUGGCGCGGACAGUCGCCCUCAGCGUGGCCGCCACGGAUCUGGCGGACGUGGCGCGGUUGGACCUCGAGGCCGAGGGCGAGGCGCUGGAUGGCUUCGCCUUCAUCGACGCGGCGAUGCGUGAGGAACGAGGCGCCCAGCCCACCGUCGACGAGCUCCUCUGCUGCGGCGCACUGCUGGGCGCAACCCAGCUGCAGGUUCACCGAUCCGCCGCCGUGCGGCGUCGUGCGCUCGCUGUGCUGCACGGUCUGCACCAGCAGCAGCCGCAGCUGUUCGGCCAAGCGCGCGACCUGCUGCACCGCUGGCUGGAUCCGCAGCACCUCUGCCUCGAGGACCUCCACGACAUCUCCAUCCCGGGUCACCUCGCGCCUCGCCAGGACAGCGAGCAGCGGGAAGCGGGAUGGCCGCCGUUCCACGAGCAGGCGGGCAGCGAUUUUCCGACGUGGGUGCGGGACGUCACCUCCAGGAUGAUGGCCGUCGGGGCUGGCGCGUGUGACGCCACGUCUUUGGGUGUGAUGGCUGCAAGCGUGCCACUGGCCCGGAGCGUGGACUGGUUCGCCAAGGGGAUGCUCGUUCUUGUUGUGCUGAAGGCGGCGGAUUCGGAAAGUGCUGGCAAGCAGUUUGCGGAGGCGCUGAACUGUCUGUUCAGGCAGGAGAACGCGGAGCUGUCGCGACUGCGCGCCAUGAUCCUCUCGCUGCGCUACAUCCGCUCGUACCAGACGGUCAGAGAGGGGCGAGUGGUGCCACACUUCCCCAUGGACAGCGACAACCAGUUCUGGUCCGCUCUGGACCUCCGCGCCGUGGCGGAAUCCGCCUCGCGAGUAGGCUGGGCGCGCGACGGCCUGCUCUACCUGGAGCUGCACCUCGCGAUGAUCAGGCCCGACGACCCCAUCGACCAGACGCUGGUCCCGGACCAGGCGAAGCUCCGCGUGGACCAGCUGUUCUCCCCCCCCACGCCCGAGGUGAAGCUGCUGCACCGGCUGGCCGAGCAGCUCCCCGACGACGAGCUCCUCCACGGGUCCUCCCAGUGGUGCCACCCGACCUCGCGGCUGGUGCGCGCCGAGCUGGGGCACGACCACCUCGCCACCCUCCACCUGCGCAGCGAGCUGCGCGCCGCGGCGCUCCAUGCCCGGAGGCCCCCGCCGCUGCCCACCGCCCCCGGCGCGCCGGACGCCGGCGAGGGCGACGCGGGGGCCGGCCUCCAGGACGCCCUGGCGCGCCUCGGUCUCCACGGCGUCCUCGCCGGCGAGGCGCCCCCCAUGGAGGCCGACGCCGCCGUGUGGGAGCGGCGCGCGGAGAGCCUGUGGAGGCUGCGGCAGUGGGACCCCGUCUCCGCCCCGAGCUCGGAGGGCUUCCAGGUCCGGGUCCACGGCGCGCUCUGCAGCAUCGCCGCCGCGGCCUCGCCCUCGCGCGGCGUCGCGGCCACGGCCGCCGCCGCCCUGGAGCGCCCGCUGCUGCCGCUCGUGGCGCAGGUGUCCAUGAGCGCGCACGCUGGCUCUCCCGAGCAGCAGCGCUGGGGCUCCGUGCGCCUGGGGAUGCUGGGCUCGAUCUUCAGCGUCCUCGACGCCAAGGCGGAGGACGCAGCCCGGGGGAGCAGGGCGGCGUCGAGGGCCCUCUCGGCACACUGGGCCGCCGCGGCCGGCCGCGCGCUGCCGGCGCGCCACUUCCUUCUCCUGGAGCCGCUGCACGCCCUGCGGGCUGCGCUGCUCUCGCUGGUCGCGGAGCCCGACGAGGAGCGGAAGCUCCUCGUGCGUGCCGCGUCGGCGGCCCGCGCCGCGGCGCAGUCGCACCGCGCCCUGGGGCUGCUGGAGCAGGCGCACCGCGUCCCCGGGUGCUCGCAGCAGCGCCUGGAGGUGCUGAAGCUGCACUGGGAGCGGGCCCAGUGCCUCCGCGCGCUGCAGCAGCAGGAGGCUGUGAGCAUCGCGCGAGCCAUCUCUGCGGAGUGCCGGCAGCGGCCGCACGAGGGCGCGGGAGUGCAGAGCUGGGCGGCCAGCGUGCUCAGCGAGACGGGUCAUUGGCUGUCGGUCUCUCGGCAGGAGGGUCCAGACGUGAUCCAGAGGGAGUAUCUGGAGCGGGCGGUGGCCAUGGACCCGGCGGGGGGGCAGCCCAGGAGACAGUUGGCAGACUUUCUCGACGCCCGCUUCUCCGAGGAGCUCGCGAGGCAAAGCUCCCUGGAACACACGAUUGCCAUGGGCUUGCGCAAGGCGACCGAGCAGCAGCUGCAGGGGGUGAGGGAUAAGGUCAAGGAGCUGUCCCGCAGCCCAGUCACGUCCCAGGAGUCGAAGGAUGACAUGGGCGCGAUGCGGGAGCAGCAGCAGCGGCUCGAGUCCCUGGUGAACCAUGAUCAGGCCAAGGCAGAGAGUGAGAAGAAGCGCCUUCAAAGCCUCGCCGUCGGCUGCGUCACGGAGCUGGGCAACUGUCUCGCGGAGGGCACCACCGGCAACCUGACCAAGGUGGCGUGCCGGCUGCUCUCGCUCUGGUUCUACUGCAAGAGCGAGUACCCCGAGGUCACGAGCGUCGUGCGCCAGGCGAUCCCGAGGCUGGCGCUGCGGCACCUGACAGGGAGACGAAAAAUCCCCUUCAUCUACCAGCUGGCCUCGCGGCUGGACCUGCAGGAGGGGCCCUUCCAGGACACCCUGGACGACCUUCUGGUCCGGCUGGCGGCGCACAGCGCCCCCGCCUUGUGGCCGCUGCUGGCCCUCCGGAACGGCGACCAGGUGCAGGGCAUGCGAGGCGCGGGCCUGUUCCAGUCCAACGCCGCGAAGAUAAAGGCCGCCCAGCGCGUCCUGGACCGGCUGUGCCGGGACAGGGAGGUCCGCCGGAGGCUGCAGGCGCACGAGCUCGUGAGCCGCUUCUACCUGGAGGUCGCCUUCUGCGACUUCCCGGACCGGCGCAGGGCGCAGAGCCUGACCGCCCUCGCCACCUACGGCAGCGCCCGGGGCGUCUUCUCCCAGGUGCAGGUCCCGACGAUCGCCCCGAGCAGUGACGGCAGCCCAGCGCCAGUCAUCAAGGGCAUCGAGGAGAGCUUCAGGUGCGCCGCGCAGGGCCUCUCGGCACCGCGCGUGCUCGUCGUGCACGACGCGGACGGCGGCGUUCACAGGCAGCUGGUGAAGGGCAAGGACGACAGCAGGCAGGACGCGGUCAUGCAGCAGGUGUUCCGGCUCCUGAACGACGUCUUCAUGGACGCGUCCGCUGCAGGGGAGGGCGAGGGCGGCGCCGCGCGCAACCUGCGGCUCCGCACCUACCAGGUGGUCCCCCUCGCGCCCUCCGCCGGCAUCCUGGAGUGGGUCGUCCCCACAGCCACGCUGGGGGAGCUGCUCGUGGGCAACUCGGCGGCCCCGGGCGCGCACCCGCGCUACCGCCCGCUCGACUGGCCGGGAACGCAGUGCCGCGAGGUCAUGGGGAGGGCGCGCGAGGCGGUCGACAAGAGGCGCGCGCCCGCCUCCGUCCUCGAGGCGGCGCUGCUGGAGUGCUACGCGAACCACAAGCCCGUGAUGCACCUCGUCUUCAUGGAGCUGUUCCCGUCCCCGGCGGGCUGGCACGCCGCCCGCCAGCACUUCGCCAGAUCGGCCGCGGUGAGCUCCAUGGUCGGCUACAUACUGGGCAUCGGCGACCGCCACACUAACAACAUCCUGCUCGACACGAAGACGGGCGAGCUGGUGCACAUCGACUUCGGGAUCACCUUCGAGGCCGGCCGCGCGCUGCGGGUGCCGGAGCUCGUGCCGUUCCGCAUGACCCGCGACAUGGUCGCGGGGCUGGGCUGCAUGGGGACCGGCGGCUGCUUCCGGCGGUGCUGCGAGACCUCCAUGCAGCGGCUCCGCGACAGCGCGCCCCUGGUGAACGCCGUGGUGGACGUCUUCGUGCAGGACCCCACGUACCAGUGGCGCCUGUCGGCGCAGCGCGCGCAGUCCCGCCAGCAGGAGGCCUCGCCCUCCGCGGAGGCCUCUGCGCCGGGCGGCGGGCCGGACGCGCCCACCGUGGCGCGGGCCUUCGCAGGGGGGAACGAGAUGGGCAGCGCGGAGGGUAACGAGAUGGCGAGGCGGGCCCUGCAGGCCGUGCAGGGCAAGCUGCGCGGGGAGCACGACUCGGCCUCGAUGCUGGGGGUGCCCGCGCACGUGGGGUGGGUGAUCCAGGAGGCCACGAGCAUCGCGAACCUCGCCGCGAUAUUCCCCGGGUGGUCGCAGUGGGUCUGA